Molecule: messenger RNA, 1410 nt
Organism: Colletotrichum chrysophilum
Lineage: Eukaryota; Fungi; Ascomycota; Sordariomycetes; Glomerellales; Glomerellaceae
Exons: 1
Coding region: 1-1410 (469 amino acids)
Source: RefSeq, a predicted model, not a curated record
AUGGCCAAAAGGAAGGAUGCUCGCCGCGAAACGUCUAAGUUGGCGCCGUCGAGCCCUCCCAGGACAACCACGAGCGUAACGACCCGGCCAACAACACCCACCGGCCCAGUUCAGAUUCCCUCAAAAUCAAAAUCCAGCUUGUUUUACGGCUCCCGCCACGUUACGAGGAAAUCGUUCCGCCCUAGAGAUGUGCACUCUCCGGAUGCCGUCCCUCCCGCCAUGCUGGCCCUCUUGGCCGUCACUGAUAUCCCCAGACAGAGACGCGGCUCCAAGCAAAAGCUUGCUCGGGACCAGCCCAUGACUCUGGAGGCUGUCAUUGAGAGGCAGCAGGUCUGUGAGAAGGAGCUCAGUCUCACUUUUGGCAAGAGCCCCAUGGACUUGCUUCUCUCCCCACCCGAUGAUCUGGAGGACGACGAUCUCUCCAUUAGCGAUAGCGGACUCGGUUCAGUCCUGUCAACACGAACGGUUUCUGUCGAGUCCAUGCCCUCUCUCGGGGACUCGUUCUCCACCGACACGCUGUCCUCACUUGAGUCACCUUAUGGAUCAAGUCCUCGCAGGAAGCGAUCGCGACAGCCUCGGAGAUCUUUGGAGCCUAUUUCCUCUCCUCCCGGUCAGCCAGAGGACCACCCACUGUCCCGCGACCGAGUCUCCGUGGAUGAGCUCGACUUUAGAGUUUUCGACGAAUCGCAAGAUGAGGAAGAUGUCAAGUCGGAGUUCUCAUUUUCAGACUACACCUUCCCCUUGCGUCCUCUGAAGUCGGCUUUCAAGUCCAAUUUGACUGCGUCCCUCCGCGCUCUCCGUUCGGCGGCCCGAUCUAUUUCCAACAUCAACUUUUCGUCAAUUCCGCCAGACGACUUUCUCACCCGGUCCAUUCUUACCAUAGACCCUAAGGUGCCGUACACGGAUGAACGACGACCGCCCGUGCUGGAGGAGGAGCCGUCGGCGGCCCUCCGCCGGUAUCUGAACCCCACGACCAAUGCACGCAUAGAGCCCCACCCAGCAACGGCUGCCGCUGCGCCUGCGGGAACGCGAAGCUUUACUGCCUCGAUCCAGAUGCAGACCUACAAGGUUCAGCGAAGCCGGAGUGCACCUCCUCCAUCCAGCCGGGGCCCCUCUCCGACGACAUCGGCAGGCACGACUCAGUCAACGCCUUAUCAGCCCCCCUCACAAUCUCCGAACCAGACUGCCUUUUCUUACCCGCCUGGAGCGAUGCGUCAGCGCGAGAUGCGUGAGAACUCGGAUUUCAUCCGCAUCGCUGUCAUGGAAAUGGCGAUGCGCAAACAGGGCAAGCUUGACGACCAGCGCCCAGGCCGUGCCCGCUGGGCGUUGCCGCCGCGGAAGGCGAGCGUGCGGGCCUACGAGGUUGGCGCCGACGGCGUCCCAGCUCGAUGGAUUCCCGUGUCGCAAUAA